Molecule: messenger RNA, 2235 nt
Organism: Cheilinus undulatus (humphead wrasse)
Lineage: Eukaryota; Metazoa; Chordata; Actinopteri; Labriformes; Labridae
Gene: asmtl
Product: acetylserotonin O-methyltransferase-like
Exons: 15
Coding region: 110-2074 (654 amino acids)
Molecular function (GO): O-methyltransferase activity; nucleoside triphosphate diphosphatase activity
Source: RefSeq, a predicted model, not a curated record
UUUAAGAGACGUCAUCACGUUGCGUCAUUACGUUGGUCGUCCUGGCAAGUGGCUAUCCCUUGCAUUUCCUUGAUUUUGGCAGCCAGGGUCAGUCUGAAAAGAGGACACCAUGGUGCUGAAUCCUGUUAUCUCCAAACUCACGAACAAACUGGUCGUGUUGGCGAGUGCUUCUCCAAGGAGACAGGAUAUUCUACGUAAUGCGGGUUUACAGUUUGAGGUGGUUCCAUCCUGGUUCAAAGAAACUCUGGAUAAAGGACUUUUCAAAGCGCCUCAUGAGUAUGCUGUUGAAACAGCCAAACAGAAAGCUCUGGAGGUGGCCAGGAGGAUGCCCUUUAAACACCUAAAGACUCCUGACAUAGUCAUCGGAGCAGACACAAUUGUGACUGUGGAUGGCAUGAUUCUUGAGAAACCAGCAGACAAACAUGAUGCUUACAGGAUGCUGUCGAGCCUGAGCGGUAAAGAGCACAGUGUGUAUACAGGUGUGGCGAUCAUCCUCUGCCACGACAAAGAAAAUGAAGAGGUGGACUACCAGCUCAUUGACUUCUAUGAAGAAACAAAGGUGAAGUUUGCAGAUCUGUCAGAAAGUAUGCUGUGGGAGUACAUCAAUAGCGGUGAACCCAUGGAUAAGGCUGGUGGCUACGGUAUUCAGGCCCUCGGGGGCAUGCUGGUGGAGUACGUCCACGGAGACUUCCUCAAUGUUGUGGGUUUCCCGCUUAACCACUUCUGCAAACAGCUGGAUCUGAUCUACAACCAGUUUAGUUCCUCUUCACAACAGGAAAGUUUGUCAGUUAACGAAAACGGGGCUCCUUGUAACAGCUCUUCCUCCAAACACAACCAGUCAUCCAGCUCCAGUCAGAUACAGCACAGCCAGAACAGUCCGUCAACCAGCCCCCUUCAGAAGGUGAAAAGGACUGACUAUGGCAAAGAAGCAUGUGGGAGUUCCCAGAAGAUUGUCAACAGCUCAUCUAAGCACACAGAAAACUGUGAGACUACAGCUUUAACGCCAAUGACCAGCAGGGGGCAGCACAGGGAGCAGGAGGAGAAUGAACCCAGAAAAGAAGACCUGCAGAAAAUGAUGGACUUGAUGGAUGGAUUCAAAGCCUCAAAGGCACUCUUUACAGCCUCCAAGAUGCUUGUGUUUGACCUGCUUCACAGCAGACCGGGUCUGGAUGCAGAGCAGGUCGCCCAGGAAAUCAAAGCCUCAGUGAAGGGGACUCAGUGUCUGCUGGAGGCAUGCGUGUCUCUGGGACUGUUGAAAAGCAAAGAGCAAACAUGUCAGCAGCUGGUGUAUGAGAACACAGAUUUGGCAUCACGUUUUCUCCUGACAGAUGCUCCUUUUUCGCUGCACGGCUACAUCCAGCAUUGUAACAACACUGUCUGGCCUCUUUUCUCUCACCUGGAGAGUGCUGUGCAGGAGGGAACCAACCAGCACGAGAAGGCAUUUGGCAAGAAAUCCAAUGACAUGUUUCAGGAUACUGUCUAUUACAAUCGAGAGGUCAAACUGAGAUUCAUGAAUGCCAUGCACAGCAUUGCUAAAGUCACAGGGAAAGCAGUCGCCACGGCUUUUGACCUCUCCAGCUUUAAAACUGCCUGUGACCUUGGAGGAUGCACUGGUGCCAUGGCUUAUGAGUUUACUAAAGCUCAUCCAGGGUUGUCUGUGACUGUGUUCGACUUGCCUGCUGUUGUUGAGAUGAGUGAACAUUUCACAGAGAAGCACAGAGAUGACAGGGUGUCAUUUGUAGCAGGAGACUUCUUUACAGAUGAGUUACCCAAAGCUGACUUGUACAUCCUGGCAAGAAUUCUACACGACUGGCCUGAUGAGAAGGUGCAUAUUCUGCUGAAGAGGAUCUUUGAUGCUUGCAGACCAGGGUGUGGACUCCUACUCAGUGAGAUCUUCCUGGAUGAAGACAGAGGCGGUCCGAGUCGUGGUCUGCUGCAGGCUCUGAGCAUGAGCGUGGGGAAACAGAGGAGCACCUCAGAAUACAGUCUGCUGCUGAAGAGACACGGCUUCAUAACAGCACAUGUCAGACACACAGACAACCUGCUGGAUGCUAUGCUCUGUAUCAAAGAGUGACUAAUGACUCCCUCCAAAAACUCCACUAAAAACACUACAUGGAACGUUCUUAAAAACUGUAAGAUGUGGGUAACCUUUACAAUAAAGAACUAGAAUAUUUUCAUAAGGUGUGAUUUUUACUAGAGGCAACUGUGAACCAAUAAAGUGUGAUUUUGGUUUAA